AUGGAUUUGUUUAAUUCUUGUUGGACAUUUUUCGAUUUGGAAUUACACAAAAACUAUCCCAAUCUUCCAAAAAACUGUGGUAGUUCACAAGCAGAUCGAAUAAUUGGUGGUGAAAAAGCUCGUUUAGGACAAUAUCCUUGGUUAGCAAGAAUUGGUUAUUCAAUGCCGGGAUGCACAAAAGCGGUUUUGUAUCGAUGCGGCGGUUUUUUAAUAAACGAAUGGUACGUUGGAACGGCAGCCCAUUGCGUUACUGAUUUACCAACGAUCGUUUGUCCAAAAGAUAAUCACACUGUUAAAUUCAAAUUAACGAGUAUUCAACUUGGAGAACACGUAGUAAGCACACCAAUCGAUUGUGAAAAUGGCGAAUGCGCUGAAGAGGUACAAGAAUUUCAGCCCGCUGAAAUUAAUUUUCAUUUUAUGUAUAAUAAUCCAAAAUAUGCGAAUGAUAUAGCUUUAAUUAAACUUAAUAAACCAGCAAAUCUUUCACCUUGGGUUCAACCGAUUUGUUUGCCACAAUUAGAGCAAUUAAAUUCUGAUUAUAUUGGUCAAUGGGGAGAAGUGGCCGGUUGGGGAACGUUCGAUGUUGAUAAUCCAAACACAAGCGAUGAACUUUUAUAUGUUAGCGUGCCAAUUUUGAGGAUGAGAUCAUGUAAAUCUGCUUAUAAAAAAGAUUUUGAAAUGACGGGAAUUCGCCAAUUGUGCGCGGGCGGUGAAGGCGGUAAAGAUUCGUGUGGCGGCGAUUCUGGAGGACCGUUAAUGCACGUUGAAAGUCACGGCGAUAGCCCUCCUAAAUAUUUUGCAAUAGGUGUUGUAUCAUUCGGAGCUAAGAAGUGUGGAGAUUUAAAUAAACCGGCUAUUUAUACAAAUAUUGCUCAUUAUAUGAAUUGGAUUUUAGAUCAUUUGGAACAAUAAAUUUAAAAAGAA
Molecule: messenger RNA, 924 nt
Organism: Onthophagus taurus
Lineage: Eukaryota; Metazoa; Arthropoda; Insecta; Coleoptera; Scarabaeidae
Product: CLIP domain-containing serine protease HP8
Biological process (GO): proteolysis
Molecular function (GO): serine-type endopeptidase activity
Source: RefSeq, a predicted model, not a curated record